GCGAGCUGCUGUCACAAGAGCAGAGAGCGCACAAGGCGCAAACAUCCGACGGGCCGCAGUCCGCCUGUGCUUUGCCCUCCGAGUGCAAGCCGCGACAACUUCUUUUUCGACGCAAGCAUGGCCGCCCUGUGACCUCAUCCCAACGCUCGGGAAGAUGGGAAGGACCGACGGGAUGAACAUGAUUUUGAUAACAAUACUGCUGGGACAGGCGGGGGCCGCGGACAAGAAGGAGGAGUGCCUGUCGGGCCAAUACACCGACGACGGAAAAUGCUGCAAGCAGUGUCCGCCCGGCGAGGGUGUCGAGAAGCCGUGCGGGGCCACGCAGACCGUGUGCGAGCCCUGCCUGGACAGCGAAAGCUUCUCGGAAAACUUCAGCCACACGGAGCGCUGCCGUCCGUGCACCAAAUGCUCGGGGCUCUUCCGCAUGGAGACGCCGUGCACGGACGCCAACGACGCCGUCUGCGUCUGCAACUACGGCUUGUACCUGAACGAGCUGUCGCGGCGCUGCGAGCCCUGCACCAAGUGCCCGGCGGGCCGCGGCAUGCUCUUCAGCUGCGAGGCCGACCGCGACACCGUCUGCGAGGACUGCGGCGGCGGGCAAACCUACUCCGACCAGGAGAGCUCGCGCGAGCCCUGCAUCCCCUGCAGCAGCUGCGACGAGGGCGACGAGCUGCAACUGCAGGCCUGCACCGCCGUGGCCGACACCGUUUGCCAAGAACAGUACCCCAGCGUGUCGCCGACGCCCUUCACCGAGCCCACCUACGUGGACUUCCCCAUCGACGAGCCGCCGUCGGACGGCCCGACGGACAGCGGCGCCCCCCCCACCGCCGCCGCCCCCACCACCGCCGCCAACGAGCGUGACUCCCACGAGCGCAUCUACAAGAGCCUGAACCACAAGCUCAUCCCCGUCUACUGCUCGGUCCUGGCGGCCGUCGCCGUCGGCCUCGUGGCCUUCAUCGUCUUCAAGAGGUGGAACAGUUGCAAGCAGAACAAGCAGCAGGCCAACAACUGUCAAGCGUCCAAUCAGAACCAGACACCGUCGCCCGAGGGCGAGAAACUGCACAGCGACAGCGGCAUCUCGGUGGACAGCCAGAGUCUGCAGGAGCAGACACAAACGCACACGGCGGUCACCGUGGACGAGGACCCGGGCCUCCUGCUGCCCCUGCGCGCCAGAGACGAGGCGGAGCGGCUGCUGUUCAACGGCGGGCGGGGGGGCGACGGCAGCGCGGAGGACGACUGGCGCAACCUGGCCGGCCUGCUGGGCUACGAGGGGGAGCGCGUGGCCGCCUUCCGCCAGGAGCAGCACCCGCUGCGGGCGCUUCUCUCCGACUGGGCCGGCAAGGACGGCGCCAGCGUGGACGCGCUGCGCGCGGCGCUGCGCAAAAUCAACCGCGACGACGUCGCCCAGAGUUUGGCCCCCGCCCCCGCCAAAGCCACCGCCACUUCCAUGGUAUAGCCGACCAACGCCUUCUUUCGCUCGCUCGCUCGUCUGGACAUGGAAGGAAAUUAGCUUGCAACCUUUUUGCAACCACGGUCGUCCCAAAGUGAACAAGUCCGGGCCGUAGCCCACAAGCGGCGUUAUUUACAUUAUUCCCCUCGCGUUGAAAAAUGGCCGCCGAGCGGACGCGCCGUCCCUGGCGGCAGGGGUCUGGAACCCUCGCCAGGAUGUUUGGAUUUGUUUCCGAACGGACCUGUUCACCGAGAAAGAGUCCCCAAACGCCGAGACGUGGAUCAGAGACACCGGAGAUGGCCCAACGCUUGCGUCACUUCAUGCCCGCUCACCGGGGGAGCCCGCUCGAGGGUCGCCUUGGACCUCCAAAAUGUCUGCAAAUUAUAUUUGAAGGAGCAAAUUGUUAUUGUUAUUCAAAUGAAGGUAUCGCCGCUCAUUUUUCAUGUCGCUCGCUCGAUUGUUGCGCUUGUACUUGUACCGUUUGCGUGUUUUGCAUCACAAGUGCCUGGCGACCAUUUCUGGGCUACUUGAUGUUUGUUUUUGUAGCAAAUUUCGUCCUGUAAAUAGAUGUCUUUUAUUUGAUUCUUUUUUUUAAGGAAAAGACCGAUGUACAAAUAUUGGAGAAAAACAACGAACCCCCCCCCCCCCCCCCCCCCCCAUGUGUUUACGACAACUUUCAAGACGUUUGGAAAACAGUGAGCGGACACUUAACUCCCAACAGUAUUUUGUUUCGUAGGAGAGGUUGGACUUGUACAGUAGCGAAGGUGACGACGUGCGGAUUAUUUUUUCGCCACUUGAGCGUCGUGUCAUAGCCAUGAUGCAAAAAUUGAGGGGGGGGGGAGCACCCGAUGCGCCGUCGCCGAAAUGCGCGGCCCGCUCCGAAUGUUCCUCAUAUCUACUAAACGGGCUGCAUUGUACUGAAUGUGAAUUUUCAGCUUCUUGGACCGUACGUACUCAAAGGUCAUGAACCCGGUUCGAUGAUUUAAUCGACCGCCACCUAACGCGAGAAAAUGUAACGGCAUGCUCUUCAAAUAAAAGCUUCGAAAUCC
Molecule: messenger RNA, 2499 nt
Organism: Hippocampus zosterae (dwarf seahorse)
Lineage: Eukaryota; Metazoa; Chordata; Actinopteri; Syngnathiformes; Syngnathidae
Gene: ngfrb
Product: nerve growth factor receptor b
Exons: 6
Coding region: 155-1456 (433 amino acids)
Biological process (GO): Rho protein signal transduction
Cellular component (GO): cell surface; plasma membrane
Molecular function (GO): nerve growth factor binding; coreceptor activity; death receptor activity
Source: RefSeq, a predicted model, not a curated record